This is a messenger RNA of Nylanderia fulva, 2177 nucleotides long. NCBI's taxonomy places the organism in Eukaryota, Metazoa, Arthropoda, Insecta, Hymenoptera, Formicidae. The record is from RefSeq and is a predicted model, not a curated record.
UUUUGCUCUCUUUCCUUGCAGAUUCUUUAAAGUGAUGGACGAUUUCAUGGCAACAUGCGGUGAAGGUGAGCUUAUAGGAGUUCAUUGUACACACGGUGUGAAUCGUACCGGCUAUCUAAUUUGUAGAUAUCUCAUUCAACAGCUGGGUUGGGUAAUUCAAGAUUCUGUACAAGCUUUCGGGGACGCACGCGGAUAUCCCAUCGAACGCGAUAUUUAUCUCGCCGCGUUGAAGGAGGUUCAAUGCGGUGAGAAGAUCGAUACGAGUAAAGUCGUUUUGAGUCCGAAGAUUUCUCCUAUCGCACUUCGCCAAGAAAAUUCGAAGACACGUUCGGCAUUGAAAAACUCAGCUCGAACGAUGGGACCGCCAGGGUAUGGGGCGAUGUCGCGUCGAGGCUUCGCAAACGGCGGUCCGUUUUCACUGCAGAGAUUCGCGGGUCCGCCGCCUCCGGGAUUCGGACCGAUGCCUCCUCCUCCGCUCGGUAUGCCUCCUAUUCCGCCGCCGAUGGGCCCACCUGGGCUUUACGGGCCCAGGUUUAGGUAUGGACCGCCGCCUUUACGUCCGGCGAUGCCGCCGACGCCACCCGGUUAUCCCGGGCAUCCCGGUUUCCCGCCACGUAUGCCCAGGAUGGCUGGUCCACCGCGAUUGCCGGCUGGUCCAGCUGCGCGAUUACCGCCGAAGAUGCCACCGCCGCCGCCGCCGCCGCCACUGCCGCCUUCCAGAACGGCGGUGGCCAAGCAGCUCCAUAAUCAGAAGAAGAAGCAGCAGAUCCGAAACGGUAUCAUGGAGCGCGCAGUAAACAUUCGGCUGAGGCGAAACGGACCGGCCAGCAGAAUCAUGCCUAAAGUACAUAAGGAGCAAGACUUUGCCGUGGAUACGUUUGAGGAAAAUUUUCUCACGACUUCGAUCAGCACGCAAUCGCGACGACAAACGAAGGGACGAUUCAAUCAAAACAAGUGACCAUGUUUUCGUUAGGAAUAUACGAUAAUGAUACUUAACGUACGAUUUCCAUGUAAUAUUAACAACAGAUUGGUAAGUGUCCGAGGAAUGCAGGAAUGCUGUAUUUUGUGACUCUUAUAAGGCGAAUGUACAUUGCAGUUGUGCGAUUAAGGGUUGAUUAUUUUUUAAUUUGGAUGAUAAAAUUCCUACAGAUUUGAAUUGCGCGUGUGUGUGUGUGUGUGUGUGUGAACUCUGUAACGUGUUACAUCUAUUCGAUAUCAAUAAUACAUACCUCUUGCUAACAUUUUUUAUUUUACUUCGUAUUUUAUUAUUUUAGGUCAUUAACGAAUCAAUAGACUUCGUCGAAAGUCUCAUGACACUUUAUUUUAUGAUUUAUAUACAUAUAUACACAUGUAUGUACAUUAAUCACGCUUGCGCGUUUAUAAAUGUAUAUGUGUAUAUAUGUAUAUUGCAAGUUUUUAGUAAAAUUAACAUUUCCAAAAAGGCAUCUUUGUAGAUUGGUGUGUUAUAAAAAGCCGGUCUCUAUAAAAAUAAAUUGUAUAAGUAAAUAUAUAUACAAACGGUGUCAUUAAUCCUUUAAUAUAUGAAUUUACACGUAUAUCGAAACACAUUCAACAUAAAAAAAUAUAUGUGUGUCAAAUUCAUAUGUUAAUGAAUUCAUGAAAAAAGUUCAUUAAUAACACCGUAUGUCAUUUAAUUUUUAUUUUAAUAACUAGAUUACAUAUUUCUAAUUCUUUUAAAAUUAAUUUAGAAUUAUUUGUUAGAGAUUCUCAUUGUCAGUAUCAUGAGUUUGCAACAGAAUUUUGCUAAGAAUAUUUAUAUAAUAUUGUUUACUACGCUAUUUUUGUUCAAUGGGGAAGUGAAAUAUUAUAUGUAAGAAAAAGUAAUUAUUUAUAAUGUCUCACAUUUCAGUUUCUGUACUAUCCAUACAUUAAGUACUAUUAACAUAAUUUUUUACGAUCCGACGUUAUUACGAAAAUUUAAUUUAAACGUUUAAUUUUGCUUAAUGUGUUUAAUAUUUGGUUAUUGUGUGAAUUGUAAAUCCACUAGUAAACAUCAUUUUUUAAGUCAAAUUGUCUAAAGAUCAAAACAUAUGGAAAUAGAAUGGAGAUAGAAUGGACAGUAAUUCUGUGUAUAAUUUUAAAUAAAAUGUGUGCAUAUAGAGAUAAGAGAAAUUCACUAUAAUGAUUAAAUUAAUAAAAGUUUCUUUAUCCUCGUA